This is a messenger RNA of Exophiala bonariae, 954 nucleotides long. RefSeq lists its product as uncharacterized. Lineage: Eukaryota; Fungi; Ascomycota; Eurotiomycetes; Chaetothyriales; Herpotrichiellaceae. The record is from RefSeq and is a predicted model, not a curated record. The transcript has 2 exons. Bases 1 to 954 code for a protein of 317 amino acids.
AUGCUCGCCGACCCAGUCAAAGUUCAGAUCCCAAAGUCCUACGAGACAUUACCCGUCAAGGACAUCAAAGUAUCGCAUUAUCCCGAGAAUGCCCCAGAAGCCACCGGAGUGAUUGUGGUGACGCUGAACCGGCCGAAACAAGGCAAUGCAUUCACGUUGCAGAUGAUGAAGGACUUUGAGCUCGUCUAUCCCAUGUUCGAUCUGGACGAACGGGUCAAAUGCGUCGUGGUCACUGGGGCAGGAAAGCUCUUCUGCGCCGGAGCAGAUCUUGACAUCGGGUUUCCCAGUGCUGGGGAGCGAGAGCGGCUGGUGGAUCAUCGAGAUAGUGGAGGACGUCUCAAUCUGGCUAUCUACCGAUGCAGGAAACCAACAAUCGUCGCGCUCAACGGCUCAGCCGUCGGUCUGGGCAUGACACUGGGCCUCUCAGCAGCGAUAAGAAUCGCCCACGCGUCCUCCAAAUACGGCUUCGUGUUCGCCCGACGAGGCAUCACGAUGGAGUCGAACUCGUCGUUCUUUCUCCCACGAUUGAUCGGCUACUCCAACGCCCUGUAUCUCCUGACGACGGGCGACGUCUACCGCGGCGACAGCAAGCAUUUCGGAAGUCUCUUCCAAGAAGUCAUCGAGGACCAGCCAGGUGUCCUCAAGAGAGCGCUUGAACUCGCGACCACCAUCGCUGAGAGGACGAGUACACUGGCAGGCUUCAUGAAUCGGGAGUUGAUGUGGAGGGGCAAACCGUCGGCUGAGGAGACGCAUUUGUUGGACAGUGCGGUCCUGUAUCACAUGUUUGCCAACAAGGACUGUGCGGAGGGCGUGCAGAGUUUCAUGCAGAAACGCGACGCCAAGUUUACGGCCACGCUCGAGGAGGACGGUCCGCCGCUCUAUCCUUGGUUCAAUGAGGUUGACACUGGGUCGCGUCCGAGACUGGACAGGACGGCCGCAAAGUCAAAGCUCUAA